This is a messenger RNA of Scheffersomyces coipomensis, 2423 nucleotides long. RefSeq names its product glutamate--tRNA ligase (gene GUS1). Gene Ontology annotation, cellular component: cytoplasm; methionyl glutamyl tRNA synthetase complex; cytosol. The transcript has a single exon. Lineage: Eukaryota; Fungi; Ascomycota; Pichiomycetes; Serinales; Debaryomycetaceae. The coding region runs from base 136 to 2313 and encodes 725 amino acids. Gene Ontology annotation, biological process: translation; glutamyl-tRNA aminoacylation. The record is from RefSeq and is a predicted model, not a curated record. Gene Ontology annotation, molecular function: ATP binding; glutamate-tRNA ligase activity.
AUUAACCGAACGUGACCAUUUUUGGUGUUUUUUUGAGAUCGAAAAUUUUUUUGGAGGAGGAUACAAUUUUUAUAUAUAGUUAAAGAGGAAGAUUUAUAACUAAUUUUAGCAAUAACAAUAGAUAGAGGUGAAAUCAUGUCAUUCAGUUUAUCUAUUGCUGCAAAAGCUACAUUUGUGGCAUACCCAGUAUUGAUUGCUGUUAACGUGAUCAAUGAUGUGGUUGAUGAAGUUUCAAUUCCUAUUGAAUUUGUGGAUGAAAAAUCAGUAGACUCAUCUGAUGCUGAUAGUUCAGCUAAAUUAGUUACUCCAGAAGGUAAAACUUAUAGUAACCAAUUAGAUAUUUUAAACUAUUUAGCUGGAAAAUUCCCAACUGUUUUAGCCAAUGCUGAAUCUUCUCAAGAAUUAGCUAAAUUUGCUUUAGAACACUUGUACAUUAAAAAUUUCAAAGUUUUAGCUGUUGAUUUAGAAAAAUUAGACAGUGUCUUAAACUAUAGAACUUUCGUUAAUGGUUACACUUAUUCUUUAGCUGAUUAUGCUACUUGGGGUGCUUUAAGAGCCAAUGCCUUAAUGGGAUCAAUCAUCAAAAAUGAAGUUUAUAUCAACAUUUCAAGAUGGUAUAAUUUAUUAGCUUCUGAUAAAAGAUUUGAUUCAGCUGUGGAUUUUAUGAUUAAAUCAGUUAAUGAUUUAAGAAAAUCAGCCAAGACUGCUAACAAUGGUGGUAAGAAAGAAACUCAUAAAGCUAAUUUUGAAAUUGAUUUACCAGGGGCUGAAGUUGGUAAAGUUGUUACUCGUUUCCCACCUGAACCAUCUGGUUAUUUACAUAUUGGACAUGCUAAAGCUGCUAUUUUAAAUGAAUAUUUCGCUCAUAAUUACAAAGGUAAAUUAAUCAUUAGAUUUGAUGAUACCAAUCCAACCAAAGAAAAGGAAGAAUUCCAAGAUUCUAUUAUUGAAGAUUUGGCCUUAUUGGGUGUUAAAGGUGAUAUUGUUUCCUAUUCAUCUGAUUAUUUUGAAAAAAUGUAUGAAUUAGCCAUUCAAAUGAUUAAGGAUGGUAACGCUUACUGUGAUGAUACUCCAUUAGAAAAAAUGAGAGAAGAAAGAAUGGUUGGUGAUGCAUCAGAAAGAAGAGAAAGAACUGUCGAAGAAAACUUGAAAAUCUUCACUGAAGAUAUGAAGAAUGGUACUGAAGAAGGUUUAAAGAAUUGUUUAAGAGCUAAAAUGGAUUAUACUGCUCCAAACAAGGCUUUAAGAGAUCCAGUUAUUUACAGAGGUAACUUAACUCCUCAUCAUAGAACUGGUACUACAUGGAAAAUCUAUCCAACUUAUGAUUUCUGUGCUCCAGUCGUUGAUUCUAUCGAAGGUGUAACUCAUGCCUUAAGAACUAAUGAAUAUAGAGAUCGUAACCCACAAUACGAAUGGAUUCUUAAAGCCUUAAACUUACGUCACGUUCAUAUUUGGGAUUUUGCCAGAGUUAAUUUCGUCAGAACUUUAUUAUCCAAGAGAAAAUUACAAUGGUUUGUUGAUAAAAAAUACGUUGGUAAUUGGGACGAUCCAAGAUUCCCAACCGUUAGAGGGGUUAGAAGAAGAGGUAUGACUGUUGAAGGUUUAAGAAACUUUAUCAUUGCUCAAGGCCCAUCUAGAAACAUUAUCAAUUUAGAUUGGUCAGUUAUUUGGGCUUUAAAUAAAAAGGUCAUUGAUCCAAUUGCUCCAAGAUUUACUGCUGUUGAUGCUGAAAAUGCCGUUGUAGUUAACUUAGAUGGUCCAGCUAAACCAUAUACUGAAGAAAAACCAAAACAUAAAAAGAAUCCAGAUGUUGGUUUGAAACCAGUUGUCUAUGCUAAUCAAGUUUUAAUUGAUCAAGCCGAUGCUAUUGCCAUUGAAGAUAAUGAAGAAAUCACUUUUAUGGAUUGGGGUAAUGUUAUUGUUCAAAAGAUUGUUAAAGAAGGUGACAUAGUCAAAUCUAUUGAUGCUAAAUUACAUUUAGAUGGUGAUUUCCGUAAAACUUCUAAGAAACUUACUUGGUUAGCUGAUACUAAAGAUAAAGUUGAAGUUGAUUUAGUUGAUUUUGAUCAUUUAAUUACCAAGGAUAAAUUAGAAGAAGGUGAUAACUUUGAAGAUUUCCUUACUCCAGAAACUGAAUUCCAUUCUAAAGCCUUUGCUGAUUUGAAUAUCCGUACCUUGAAACAAGGUGAAGUUAUUCAAUUUGAAAGAAAGGGUUAUUAUAGAGUUGAUAAACCAUAUGAAGAAGGUCAAACUCCUGUAUUAUAUACUAUUCCAGAUGGUAAAACUGUUUCAAAAUACGGUGCUAAGAAAUAGAUACAUUCUCAUCCUUUAUCGACUAACCUUGUAUAAAAUCAAUUUUAUAAAUUUUUUAAACGUAAAUAUAAAAUUUUAAACUACUUUACUUAAAAACUAAGAAACAAAAG